This is a messenger RNA of Magnolia sinica, 622 nucleotides long. RefSeq lists its product as uncharacterized. The record is from RefSeq and is a predicted model, not a curated record. Gene Ontology annotation, molecular function: zinc ion binding; nucleic acid binding. Lineage: Eukaryota; Viridiplantae; Streptophyta; Magnoliopsida; Magnoliales; Magnoliaceae. Bases 99 to 497 code for a protein of 132 amino acids. The transcript has 2 exons.
GCAACAUCCGUGAAUACAUUGUAGAGCAGAUCGAAGUCGUUUCUAAGAUCCGUGCUCUAGGGCUUGUACUCACUGAUGAUCAACUAGUUCAUUUGAUCAUGAACAACCUACCUCCCCAAUUCGGCACGUUCCUGGUAAACUAUAACACUCUGAAGGACAUGUGGAUAUUGGAUGAACUCAUCACUCAGUGCGUCCAAGAAGAAGACAGGAUCAGACAGAUGAUAAAAGUUCAAAAUGUUAAUAUGGUGACUUCAGGACAGGGGCAUGGGCAGGGGAAUAAAGGUAGAAGGAAGAGGAAACAAGGUUCUAAUAAUGGAUUCUCUGGUCCUCCAUCUGGAAACCAUGAAAAUCAAUCUGGAAAUGGAUCUAAACACAAACGGGUUAAAGGCAAACUGUGCUUCUUUUGUAAAAAGACGGGUCAUCUAAAGAAAGACUGCGAAGGUUUUAAGGAUUGGCUCAUAAAGAAAGGAAUUACUACAGGCCAGGCCACCAACUGAUGCGGAGCGCUCAGUAUACGUAGGCAAUGGUGUCAAAGUUGACGUGGAGGCAAUAGGAGUCUAUAGGCUUAAGUUGAAGUCUGGUCAUUUUUUGAAUUUAGUUAAUACAUUCUGUGUGCCGUCUA